GUCAUUGUGUGAUGAGAUACGACAAUGAUGUCGAUGAUGAGAUAUGACGUUUGUGUGAUUUUGGUGUGAGAAUCAUGGUGUGUUGGAGGUUAUAUAAUUGCUUUGUUAUAUAUUUUAUUUAAUUGGCUUUUGUACCUUUUAGGAGUAGGUCAUGCCAGAUUGAUCAAAUACAGAGUUAUUAUCUUUCAAGUUUAUAUGAUAUAUAUGUCGCUAAUAUUUUUUCUCUCUUUCAGGUUUGUAUGAUAAAUAUUGACUGAUUUAAUUAUGGCUACAAGAGGAUGCAGAAAUUCAUCAGAUUCGUUUUGUUAUGUGUGUGGAUUCUAUGUUGGACCUAAGCAUGUAUCGCAUAAAAUUGUGAAAGGUGCUAAGUACUGGAUUGCAUAUAGACUGUACUUUGGAAUGAGUAUGGGUGACCAAGAUAAACCAUGGGUCCCUCAUGUGAUAUGUGGAAGUUGUUGGUCAAAUUUAGAUGCAUGGCUGAGAAGUGCACGAAAAUCAAUGCCAUUUGCUGUGCCGAGAGUUUGGCGAGAGCCAAAAAAUCAUGAUGAUGAUUGCAUGAUUGAUAUAUCAAAGUAUAGAAAAGUUAAGGGAAGAAAAUUCCUUCCAUAUCCCAGCCUUCCAUCCUCUAUUGCACUUGUGCCACAUGAUGAUACCUUACUUGUUCCACGGCCUCCGGAAAAUGUAGAGGACAAGAUGGAGGUCUCAGGAGUGUCGGAAGGUUGUGAAGAUGAAGAAACUGAUGAAACAUUUGAGCCAAGAUUGAGGACACGCCCACACUUUCCGAAUCAGCGUGAACUGGAUGACCUCAUCUUAAGAAAUUUGGGUCUCACUAAGUCAAGAGCUGAGCUUUUAGCAUCCAGACUAGAUGAAUGGAACCUGCUGGGGGAGGACUGCAAAUCAACUGUAUACAGGAAGAGCCAUGAAGAGUCUGGAGUGUUUUUCAAUAUUAGUGAUGAUCUCUGCCUUUGUAAAGACAUUAAUAUUAAUAUUAAUGGCUUGUUUUCAGCCACUGGAAUAGAUCACAACUAUGAAGAAUGGCGACUUUUCAUAGAUAGUUCUACAAACAGCCUGAAAGCUGUUUUACUACAUAAUGGGAAUCAGUAUCCAUCCCUCCCUAUAGCAUACUCGGUACACAUGAAGGAAGAAUAUGACAAUGUAAAGAAACUUUUCGAAAAAGUAAACUAUAAUGAGUUUAAAUGGGACAUUUGUGGUGAUUUUAAAAUGCUUGCUUUCUUACUUGGAUUGCAGGGUGGAUUCACCAAGUAUUCAUGUUUUCUUUGUCUGUGGGACACUAGGGUGGAUCAUGAACAUUACCAGAAGGUUGAGUGGCCCCCUCGAGAUGACUUGCAGCCAGAUAAAUGGAAUGUUAUUAGACAACCUCUUGUAAAGCCUGGAAAGGUGUUGCUACCUCUACUUCAUAUAAACAGUUUGUAAAAGCUUCAGAUCGUGGUCGAGAAGCAUUUCAAGAGAUUCGUCUACUCGUUCCUAAUCUAUCACAGGCCAAAGUUCAGGGUGAGAUAUUUACUGGACUGCAAGUAAGAAGAAUGUUGAAGUCAGCACAACUUGAGAAUGCAAUGAGUGAUUUUGAGAAAGAGGCAUGGUGUGCAUUUCGAGAUAUAGUUAAUGGAUUCCUUGGUAACAAGAAAGACCCAAAAUACAAGCAGUUGGUAGGAAAACUUUUGGAAAGUUACAAGAAUUUAGGCUGUAGAAUGUCACUAAAGGUGCACUUCCUGCACUCACACUUGGACUUUUUUUGUGAAAACUUGGGAGAAGUGAGUGAGGAGCAUGGUGAGAAGUUCCAUCAGGACAUUGCAAAAAUGGAGAAAAGAUACCAAGGAAGAUGGGACACUGCUAUGAUGGGGAACUAUACAUGGUCACUGGUAUGUAAAGCUCAAGGAGCUCACAGUAGGAAAGCGCGUUCAUCAGUGCACUUCUAGUAGGCCUACUGUCGCUUAUAACCUUAUCACAGUCAUUCAAUGCAUUUUCUUUGCUUUAUUUAAUUUACUUUGCUUAAUUGUAAUGAAAUCCAAGAAAAAAAAUUUAUAUGCAUUUAAAU
This is a messenger RNA of Portunus trituberculatus (swimming crab), 2056 nucleotides long. RefSeq lists its product as uncharacterized. NCBI's taxonomy places the organism in Eukaryota, Metazoa, Arthropoda, Malacostraca, Decapoda, Portunidae. The record is from RefSeq and is a predicted model, not a curated record. The coding region runs from base 265 to 1434 and encodes 389 amino acids. The transcript has 2 exons.